Mustela erminea (ermine) is the source of this 2809-nucleotide messenger RNA. It is a transcript of the gene MAP4K1, whose product is annotated as mitogen-activated protein kinase kinase kinase kinase 1. The coding region runs from base 16 to 2703 and encodes 895 amino acids. Lineage: Eukaryota; Metazoa; Chordata; Mammalia; Carnivora; Mustelidae. The record is from RefSeq and is a predicted model, not a curated record. Gene Ontology annotation, molecular function: ATP binding; MAP kinase kinase kinase kinase activity. The transcript is spliced from 32 exons. Gene Ontology annotation, biological process: protein phosphorylation.
CGGCCAAGUGUAUAUAUGUACCCUAGGGAACGGGCAUGUCCGGGGCAUGGGCGCUCCUGGGCAGGCCUAUCAUCCAUCUCCGGACGGCGGCCAAACCCUCAAACACUCAGCAGAGUUUCAACUGUGGUUUUAAGCCACCGCCCAGGACGCGGGAGGGGGUGCCAGGGCAGGCCCUCCUCCCCCCUCCCCCAAGAUCACAAGAUAGUUUGCAUCUGGUUUACAUUCAGCCCUGGGCCCUGGAGGUGGAAGAGGGGGGUCCCCUGGGUCCCAAGGGACCCCCGGGAUCAUUAUGACCUGCUGCAGCGGCUGGGUGGCGGCACCUAUGGAGAAGUCUUCAAGGCUAGAGACAAGGUGACGGGGGACCUGGUGGCAGUGAAGAUGGUGAAGAUGGAGCCUGACGACGAUGUUUCCACACUUCAGAAGGAAAUCCUCAUCUUGAAAACUUGCCGGCAUGCCAACAUCGUGGCCUACCAUGGGAGUUAUCUCUGGCUUCAGAAGUUCUGGAUAUGCAUGGAAUUCUGUGGGGCUGGUUCUCUCCAGGACAUCUAUCAAGUGACAGGCCCCCUGUCAGAGCUCCAGAUUAGCUAUGUCUGCCGGGAAGUGCUCCAGGGACUUGCCUAUCUGCACUCACAGAAGAAGAUACACCGGGACAUCAAGGGAGCCAACAUCCUCAUCAAUGAUGCUGGGGAGGUCAGACUGGCUGACUUUGGUAUCUCGGCCCAGAUUGGGGCCACGCUGGCUCGACGCCUCUCUUUCAUUGGGACACCCUACUGGAUGGCUCCAGAAGUGGCGGCCGUGGCCCUGAAGGGGGGAUACAACGAGCUGUGUGACAUCUGGUCCCUGGGCAUCACAGCCAUAGAACUGGCCGAGCUGCAGCCGCCGCUGUUUGAUGUGCACCCCCUCAGAGUUCUCUUCCUCAUGACAAAGAGUGGCUACCAGCCCCCCAGGCUAAAAGAAAAAGGCAAAUGGUCGGCUGCCUUCCACAACUUUGUCAAAGUCACCCUCACUAAGAACCCCAAGAAACGGCCCGGCGCCACCAAGAUGCUAAGUCAUCAGCUCGUGUCCCAGCCCAGGCUAAAUAGAGGCCUGAUCCUAGAUCUUCUUGACAAACUGAGGAAUCCAGGGAAGGGGGCCCCCGUGGUCGAGAUUGAAGAUGAGGAGCCUGAGGUGCCCCCUGCUGUCCCUCGGCGGAUCCGGUCCACCCACCGGGCCAGCUCUCUAGGGAUCCCAGAUGCUGACUGCUGUCGGCGGCACAUGGAGUUCCGGAAGCUCAGAGCGAUGGAGUCCAGACCCGUAGCCCACACGGCCCACUUACAGCCCCCUGAAGACUUCAGGAGCAGCAGCCCGAGGAGGCAGCUGUCAGAGUCCGACGAUGACUACGAUGAUGUGGACAUCCCCACCCCUGCAGAGGCCACACCUCCUCCCCUGCCUCCCAAGCCCAAGUUCCGUUCUCCAUCAGACGAGGGGCCCGGGGGCACCGGGGAUGACGGACAGCUGAGUCCGGGGGUGCUGGUCCGCUGUGCCAGUGGGCCUCCACCCCGUACCCCUCACCUCGGGCCUCCCCUGGCCACCCGCAGCCCCCACCUAACUGCCCAUUCAGAACCCUCCCUCUGGAACCCAACGCCCCCGGAGCCUGAUCAGCCCCCAUUGUUACCGCCGAAGAAGGAAAAGAUGAAGAGAAGGGGAUGUGCCCUUCUCGUGAAGUUGUUCAAUGGCUGCCCGCUCCGGAUCCACAGCACAGCUGCCUGGACACACCCCUCCACCAAGGACCAGCACCUGCUUCUGGGGGCAGAGGAAGGCAUUUUCAUCUUGAACCGGAAUGAUCAGGAGGCCACACUGGAGAUGCUCUUUCCCAGCCGGACUACCUGGGUGUACUCCAUCAACAAUGUCCUCAUGUCUCUCUCAGGAAAGACCCCCCACCUGUAUUCGCAUAGCAUCCUGGGCCUGCUGGAACGGAAGGAGACCAGAGCGGGAAGCCCUAUCGCUCACAUUAGCCCCCAUCGGCUAUUGGCGAGGAAAAACAUGGUCUCCACCAAGAUCCAGGACACCAAAGGGUGCCGCGCUUGCUGCGUGGCGGAGGGUGCGAGCUCGGGGGGCCCGUUCCUGUGCGGGGCAUUGGAGACGUCUGUGGUCCUGCUUCAGUGGUACCAGCCCAUGAACAAGUUCCUGCUGGUCCGGCAGGUGCUGUUCCCGCUCCCGACGCCCCUUCCAGUGUUCGCGCUACUGACCGGGCCAGGCUCCGAGCUGCCCGCCGUCUGCAUCGGCGUGAGCCCGGGGCAGCCGGCGAAGUCGGUGCUCUUUCACACCGUGCGCUUCGGCGCGCUCUCCUGCUGGCUGGGCGAGAUGAGCACAGAGCACAGGGGACCGGUACAGGUGACCCAGGUAGAGGAGGACAAGGUGAUGGUGUUGAUGGACGGGUCUCUGAAGUUGGUGACCCCAGAGGGAGCCCCAGUCCGGGGGCUUCGAACUCCAGAGAUCCCCAUGACUGAGGCUGUGGAAGCCGUGGCUAUGGUCGGGGGUCGCCUCCAGGCCUUUUGGAAGCAUGGAGUGCAGGUGUGGGCUCCAGGCUCAGACCAGCUGUUGCAGGAGCUGAGAGACCCCACUCUCACCUUCCGUCUGCUUGGCUCCCCCAGGCCUGUGGUGGUGGAGACACGCCCAGCAGAUGACCCCACUGCUCCCAGCAACCUCUACAUCCAGGAAUGAGUCCCUCGGGGGGUUUUGGGAACCACGCCCUGUGCCCCCAUCCCCAACGAACAUACUUAGUGGUUGUGACACCCACUUGUCUCCCAAUAAACAUGACUCCAGCCUC